Molecule: messenger RNA, 894 nt
Organism: Meloidogyne enterolobii
Lineage: Eukaryota; Metazoa; Nematoda; Chromadorea; Rhabditida; Meloidogynidae
Source: the annotation of a GenBank genome assembly
AUUUUUUAUUUUUUAGAGAUUUUAAAGAUGUUUCGACAUAUUUUUUCUUCUUAUUCAAGAUUUACUUAUGGUUUUGGAGUUAAGAAAAAUGCCGGAAUUGGUUUAUUGACCGCGGCUGUAGUUGCUGUCUCCAAUCAAGGACCUCAAAGUUGGUCAGAUUCUGAAUUAAAAAAGAAGCCUGGGUGGUAUCAAGAAAAUGUUCAUAGAUUGGAAAAUGUUGUUAAAAAACUUAGUCUUUAUUCAUUUGUUGAGGAUUCGGCAAUUAUUGAGGAUGCUGUUGACAUUUUACAAAGAGUUGAAAAUGUUAAUAAUUGUGAAAUCUCUUGGCGUUUAGGCCGAGCUUUUGUCGAAAAAGCGAAUUUACUUGCUUAUAAGGCAAUUGAAGAUCGAAAGGAAUUGUUAGAGAAAGCUAUUGUUCAUUUGAAUAAAGCUCUCCAAUUGGAAAGUUCUAAAGGUGUAGCAGGUGUACAUAAGUGGUAUGCCAUUGCUCUUAUUCUCCUCAAACAAGUGGACAAGGACAAUAAACAUGUAAAGAAAGCCGGCAAAGAAAUCAUUAAUCAUCUCGAAACUGCGGUGAAAUUGGAUCCGAAGGAUGCUUUUUCAAAUCAUUUUUUGGGUGUUCAAUAUUUUUUUGCUGGAGACUAUCAGGCUUCGUUGAAAUAUUUGAAAACUGCCGAAGAUUUGAAGCCAGGGUAUCCAGCCAACCAGACAUAUCUUGGUAUGGCUCUAGCACUGACUAACAAAAAAGAAGAGGCGCUCAUUAUAUUGAAGAAAGCGUUGUCAGAACCUUCCAAAAAGAAAGCUGAUAACAAGGCGAAAGUAAUUGCCCGAGGGUUUCUUAUAAACAAAUUAGGACAGAAAUCUGAUGACUUGAGUUUCGUUGAAGAAUAUUGA